Messenger RNA from Oncorhynchus tshawytscha (Chinook salmon), 837 nucleotides. Its product is annotated as putative protein TPRXL. The record is from RefSeq and is a predicted model, not a curated record. Lineage: Eukaryota; Metazoa; Chordata; Actinopteri; Salmoniformes; Salmonidae. The transcript has 3 exons. The coding region runs from base 1 to 837 and encodes 278 amino acids.
AUGUUACCCAGACUGCCCUGCUUCAGCUGGGAGACCCAACCAGCCUUCAAAGCUUUGCACCUCUCAGCCCUCAGCCCUCAGCCCUUAGCCCUCAGCUCUCAGCCCUUAGCCCUCAACUCUCAGCCCUCAGCCCUCAACUCUCAGCCCUUAGCCCUCAGCUCUCAGCUCUCAGCCCUUAGCCCUCAACUCUCAGCCCUCAGCCCUCAACUCUCAGCCCUUAGCCCUCAGCUCUCAGCCCUCAGCCCUCAACUCUCAGCCCUUAGCCCUCAGCUCUCAGCCCUUAGCCCUCAACUCUCAGCCCUCAGCCCUAAACUUUCAGCCCUCAACUCUCAGCCCUUAGCCCUCAACUCUCAGCCCUUAGCCCUUAGCUCUCAACCCUCAACUCUCAACCCUCAACUCUCAGCCCUUAGCCCUCUGCUCUCAGCCCUUAGCCCUCAGCCCUCAUCUCUCAGCCCUCAACUCUCAGCCCUUAGCCCUCAGCUCUCAGCCCUUAGCCCUCAACUCUCAGCCCUCAGCCCUCAACUCUCAGCCCUUAGCCCUCAGCUCUCAGCCCUCAGCCCUCAACUCUCAGCCCUUAGCCCUCAGCUCUCAGCCCUUAGCCCUCAACUCUCAGCCCUCAGCCCUAAACUUUCAGCCCUCAACUCUCAGCCCUUAGCCCUCAACUCUCAGCCCUUAGCCCUUAGCUCUCAACCCUCAACUCUCAACCCUCAACUCUCAGCCCUUAGCCCUCUGCUCUCAGCCCUUAGCCCUCAGCCCUCAUCUCUCAGCCCUGAACUCUCAGCCCUUAGCCCUCAGCUCUCAGCCCUCAACUCUCAACCCUCAACUCUCAGCCCUUAG